UUGCUCCAGCAGCUUUUCCUUUUUUCCAUUCGGAAAUAGACAGUUUCAGAACCCCCCUAGUGCAAUCCCCCGAGUUGGGUGGUUUAUAUGAACCCCCAUCUGACAUCGGCUGGCGUUUCUGGGUGCCAUCGAUUUUCCUCUGAAACCACUGUACCGAUUACACCAAGACUGACCGGACUGUUGGCCAAGCGUUUAGAUUGAGGAUGCUAGAGAUUGCCCAGGCGCCCGCCACCUUUUGGAGAGUCCUUUGGAUUGACCCGGACCCAUUCGACCCCCAUUGUUUUGGCUUCAGACUGGGGGCCUCACGAGGUGAAUCAGCCAGCUUCAUAAGUCAGUUCUACUCCGCCGGAGUCGCCCGAGUCCCUUCUCCGCUCAACGUUAAACAACACCGUUCUCCGUUAGGCCACGAGAAGUGCUUCCCGGAAUGGCCCUCCUGGCCGGUGCGGAUUUGCUGCGCGCAUCAUCUAUCGAAGCCAUCGUACUUCAAGGCAGCCUGGAAGGUGCUGGCCUUGUCCAUCUUUGACGACGAGGACACGGAACGUGAACGACGGCACGCGAACGUGAAGGGCAUCAUGGCCUACCACAAAUCUGGCGUGACACUCUCGACGGAGCUCGUGGGUAACGUGGUGCCAGGGCCCUUGACGCGGCUGCUGUUGAAGGAUCCAGAAGAGAAGGUGAUGGUGCCACAUGACUUCCACGUGACGAAGUUCGGGGACCACAAUAGCCCCAGGGGCGGCAGACCUGUGAUCACGCCCUUUUUCCAGGCCUUCACCCGAACCUUCAGCCACCUGGCAGAGCAGCCAGUGAGACGCGACCUAUACACGCAGGACAUGAUCAUCCACUUUUCGAAUCCCUUGAAGUCGCGGGAGCCACAGUUCCAAGACUUCAUGCGCCAAGGUGCAGGCAAGCUGCUUCAUUUGGUGCGGAGACCAUCAGAUAUGAUUCUGUCUGGCUAUAUCUAUCACCGUCAAAAUUUGACCACAGGAGAAGAAUGGCUGAGGUUUCGAAAUCCUCCGGACUGCUUAAGCUGUGAUCAUGAAGCGUGGUCCGACAUUUUUCGGCUGUGUGGCUUCCGCUGCAGCUACAGUGAGCUUUUGCAGAAUCUCACGAGCCAACAGGGCUUGCAGGUUGAGCAGUUGAGGAGCCGUUGGGAUAUUCUGAAGAUGCUGGAAAACGCCCAUGCUUGGCGAGACUUGGACCAUGUGCUCCAGGUUCCUAUGGAAAGCUUCCGACAGGAUUUCAACGGCACCCUCCUUUGCAUCGCGCGCUUCUUCUUCUCCCGGCCAGUGGAGGACGAGUCUGCAGAUGCGCCUCCGGAGUUUCGGCAGUUUCUCGAGGAGACCGGGGCGGAGUCUCAGCUCCACUCGCCCAGCUUCAUCGAGUCCUGCCGCGAAACGCUGCAGCGCGGCGGCCGCUGCGCGGCGGCUCCACCGGGCGAGGACGAGGCGAAAUUCGUGUACCGGGCGACAACGCACGUGGCCGCGAAGCUGGAGAAGAAGCGAUUGCACGAGCUGCGGCGGACGCCGGGCUGGCGCCACUUCCUUCCCUUUGCGGAUGCUGCGCUGGAGGCCACGUUGCAAGGCAGCCCCACGCGGCGGAUCUUCGGCUGUUCGGAGUGCCCGACGAGUGGGGCGCCGGAGGAGUGUUGGUGCUUGGUCGAAGAAGGAAAGGAAAGGGUCCAAACGACGCCCAACUUCGUGUUGAUCGAUGUGAACGUCCACGGGAGGUGUCCUCCAGGCUCACGGAAAGCUGACCAGCAGGGCUGCCAAGAGUUCUACAAUGCGUGGCCUCUGAAGGAUUUUAGCCUCUUGGCCGAUGGCAGUUGUGGCGUGAUCUUGAACCAGAAGAGAUUGGGGAUUUGCAAGUGGCAUCAGCCGCCGAAUUGCCCUCCGGGGGGUCUGAAUCAUUGCCACUUGGGGCCUUGCUUUUGCAUGGAGGUGGACCCCUUCUGCGGGACGGCGGAUGAUGAGGAUGAGUGCGAAUGGGUGUUGAAGGGUAUCGCCAAAGGAGUGAUGCUUCUUUUUGGCCUUUGCCUCGUGCUAUCCAAUGUUCUGCUGGAUGCCACAUUGUCUCCAGACAUGGAUAUUCUGCCUGGUAUCUUGAAAACGCUCGGCCUGCCAAAAAACAAGCUGCUCCGCUAUGAAGUUUACAAAGAGCAGAUUAGAAAUGGGGCGUUGAGCUGCAAUCGCAUCAACGAUCAUGAAUUCCAUGUGAAGUUCCGAGGGCUCGGCGGCGCUUGCCAUGUGAUCGGCAUCUAUUUUCAAGAGCAGAAGUUGACGGGGCAGCUCUCAGCAGAGAUGAGCCGCUUGACGAAGCUACGCACGAUCCAUUUGGAGAAGAAUCAGCUCACGGGGCCCAUUCCAGACUUGAGAGCCGUGGAAUCCUUGAGCUUGUUGAAUUUAUCGGCCAACCAGCUCUCGGGUCCCUUGGUGGCCUUGCCAAGCAAUUUGAGACUCGCGAUCUUGUCCAACAACCAGUUGAACGGCUCGCUGCCUGAACUGAUGAGCUUGAGGAAGCUGGAAAAACUCUACGUGAUGCGCAACAACCUGUCGGGUUUCCUUCCGGAGCUUGGGGAGAUGAAGGCGCUGCAAUACGUGUCACUGGAAGGGAAUCGCUUGGAGGGUCCUAUCCCCAAGAAGAUCUGCAACUCCGGUUUCAGGUAUUUGUCCUUGGCAGAAAACCGCCUCACGGGCACCAUUCCACCAGAGCUGUGGAGGUGCAGUCGUUUGAAGGUCUUGAAGCUGGCGCACAACCAACUCGAAGGAGCGAUUCCUCCGUUGCCCCGCGAAGGAACGAGCGCGGUGGACGAGGUGCGGACUGGCAUCUUCCGGGAACCGCGCACACGCCGCCUUCGUGCGAACGACGGUGGACGUUGGGGCUUGGAGAUGACGCGGCUUCUCUUGAACAACAAUCGCCUGCAGGGGGAGAUACCGUGUUUGAAGAGACUCACCAAGUUGAAGGAACUAAAUCUGGGCGGCAACCGCUUCAAGGGUGCUAUUGGAUCCCUUCUGGAAAGCUUGCUGCACCUGGAGGCCGUGGAUUUGUCCCUGAAUGGGUUGACGGGGGCGUUUCCAGAUUUGAUGACGCUGACGGAACUGAAAUCUUUGAGCUUGCAUCACAACCAUCUUAUUGGGGAGGUGUCUGCAAGCCUGGCAAAUCUCACAAAGCUGCAGGAUCUCAUGUUGGAUCACAACCACCUGACCGGAGCUUUUCCGGAAGCACUUUGCCAGAUGCCCAAUUUGCAGAGCUUACAUCUGAACCACAAUCGUUUCACUGGGAAGCUUCCUGAUUGCUUCGAGUGGCCCAGUAGCUUCAGAAUCUUGACAAAGCUCUUCUUAAGCAACAAUCAGUUCCAUGGUCCGAUUCCACGUCUGACCGGCUUUGAGCGUUUGGCCGUUUUGACUCUACACGACAAUGGUUUUUCUGGACACCUUCCAGACUUGUCGAUGACUCAAACAUCUGUGGUGACCUUUCACAACAAUCAGUUCUCAGGCAAGAUUCCAAAUAUGAAUCUGUGGGAAAGAUGCAUUGACAAUGAUCGGUUCAAGUUUCUUGGCAAGACCUGCAAGCAGGUCGCGAUGGCCAAUCAAGACUGGGGUCUCGCGUGUGAGGAGAUUUCAAGCAUUUACCACAUUGACAACCGACGUUUGCUCGCCAAUUGUCCUAAGACUUGCGGUACUUGUUGGAAGUUUGGGCUGCGACCAUCAAUCACUUUGCAUGCCAACCGGCUCUCCUGCGCGGUUCCAGACCAGAUCAGCGAAAAGGCAGCGGUGGACCCGGCGGGCGUACGAGCCUUGGCGGUGAUGGGGAACAUGUUGGGUGUCGGUGAGACCUUGGACGUGGAGUGGAUCGAUGAUGAGGAGGAACAGGAGUUUCUCUACAACUCGGCGGAUACUUUCAGAGGUGAGUUGCUGAUUCUUCUUCAAUUCCUGGUGCUUGGCCUGAUCUCGUGGCCCCUGAAGAGAGCGAUCCUGGAAAAUGUGUUUUUGCCCGAGCAGGCAAAACCCACAGCGCUGGGCAUUAGAUUGAUGAACGCCUAUGUGAGAGUCUUACGGAUUGUCAGCGGAAUCAAUGCCCUCACUUUCUGGAUUUGGCCUGUGUACAUCUGGGGUGCCAGGUACUACACACGUGGGAGGAACCUCUCCCGAAGCAUGGCGGCAUAUUUGGUUGAAAACUCAGCCGCAGAGAGCCUGGUCGUCAUCUCGUGGUGUUUCAUGGCAGCCUUCAACAGCUUGGCGGUAAUCACACUCAAGGGCAACCAAUCAAGAUACCCAGGAGGAGGAGAUGCACACCGCACAGAGAACUGGAAGCUGGACGUCUCGAAGUGGGUGAAGUGGCUCUUGUGGCUCUCGCUGUGCUUCCUGAUUGCAUCGCCCGCCAUCCUCUUUGCCAUGUCCGAGGCCUUGCCGAAAACCAAGAAGAACGGGUACGACUUCGAUUUGGACCUCGCACUGCAGGUGUGUCAUUUUGCUGCUCCCUUCAUGAGCGUUGUGAUUGACUUGCUCUUAGCCAGCUCUCUCAGCAAGAUCUUCUCCAACGCCACCGGGCUCAAGGCAGAUCGACUGCUCAUGAUGAUGAAGCUCUGCUCGGAAUGGCUCUCGCCCGUCCUUGCAACCAUUCUGCUGCACGAGAACUGUGCGGCUGGCUGGAAGCCCUUCUUUUGGAGAGUCUGUCGUGACGAGACUUCUCCACUGCACGAGCGCUUCGAUUGGCAGGUCUUUGAUGACAAAGUUCUCACUACCGAGGAGAUUUGCAGCUUUCAUUUCUUCGACCUCAAGUGGAUCAGCAAUGGUGCUUGUAGCCGGUCUGUGGUUGAAGGUAUGGGGGCGUUCCUGAUCAAGAAGACUCUGUUGAAGGCAAUUCUGAUCCCAUUCAUUUUGGCCUCAGCUUUUCACCUCUUCUUUGACCCGGACGAUCUCAACUCUGAGCAUGCGUGCAUCCGCAAGACGCGCGGGUGCUUGAAGAGACUACCACCCUGGCUCCUGGAGUUCCUGCAAGGCAAGUUGGCGAAGACAGUUAACUCCAUGCCGCAACAUGCGCAACUCACCACUUGGCUUGAAGUUGCUGUGAUAUGGGGUCCUUUGGUCCCGUUGCUGAGCCUCGCAGUGUUGGCAGCUGUCGCCACCAACUUUUUAGUCGUACAGUUGGCCCUAUCUCGCGUGAAGCAGCCCAGUGAUGCCGAUGAGAACGACUUGAGAGCGUCCAUGUCCUACUCGUACUUGCACCUUGCGGCGAUGUCAAGUUGGGUCCUGCAACUCUGGUAUGCCUUCAGCACUGGUCUUCGCUGCGGCUUCUUGUUGCUGCCGCUUGGAGUCCUUGUGAUGCUGCCACAAACGCUGAUGAGGCCCGUCCUCAGGUGGUUUCCCUGGAUCCAGAAGUGGCUGGAAGCUGAGACGCCCAACGAGCCGCAUGGGAUGAAUGCCAUCGAAUUGGCGGCGCCGUGUGGGUGA
This is a messenger RNA of Durusdinium trenchii, 5450 nucleotides long. NCBI's taxonomy places the organism in Eukaryota, Dinophyceae, Suessiales, Symbiodiniaceae. The record is from the annotation of a GenBank genome assembly.